CCCCCCCCACCUUGAGAAAGGUAAUUCCAUAAUUUCCUAACGUGUUCUUAAAUAUGACUUCCGAAAAGAUACAUCACUGGAACAUGCCUGAAUUUAACAAGAAGUUGCGGGCGUCUUUUGAACCCAGUGAUACAUUAUUGCUCACAACCACCCCCACCCGGCAAUUGUUAGCCGACUCUCCGGCACUAGUGUCGGCAUUAUCUCAAAUAUUUCCCUAUUUACUACUAAUCGACAACUUUUUGGAGAUUAUUACUUGGACCAAUGAAGAUCAUUAUCAGAAUUUCCUCGUGAUAGUAGCGUAUGCUUGCACCGUCUUAUAUUGGAGUUGGAUCAGUUACUUGAUUUUACCAAUGCUAAUGGUUCUCGUGUUCACUAGCAUCGUGUGGUCAAUAUCUUCCGUCAUAUAUGAUUCCAAAUAUGAUGAAAAACCUACUAUUGAAGAAGUACUAUACACAUUACAUAAUAUCACAGUUAGAUUUGAGAUGUUGUUUAGGCCUUUCAAACAUAUUCCUUUGACACGCAACAAUUUUGUCAAGCUUUACAUAGUUACAAUUAUGUUAACCCCGUUGCACUUCCUUCUCAUAAGAACGAUAUUAACACCUCAAAAGUAUUUGUGCAUGUUCGGAAUAUGCUUAUUUACAUUCCAUUCACCUUGGGCGUUUGCAACAAGACGGUUGUUCUGGCGUUCGUUGUAUGUGAGAAUUGCCGCCUUUUACCUCACAGGAGCUGAUAUCAAGAUAACAAAAACCCAUGAACAAUUACCAUCACAACCAGCCAGUGCAGCUACUAGUGAUGUCGAGGAACUGGCUGCUGCUAUCCCAGUUUUAGGAGACUUCCGAAUUAUUAAAAAGUCAAUUGUAUCACCUACUCGUGUAAAGCAAAUUGUAAAAUUUGAAAUAUUGGAAAAUGAAAGAAGAUGGAUUGGAGUAGGAUGGAGCAAGGUUUUGUAUCCCCAUGAACGACUGAACUUUUGUUACGACAAGUCUCUCAAUACUGCACCGAAUAUUAAAGAUACUUCCAUCAACGAAGAUAAUUUCCCAUUUCCAGUGUUUGAAAAUGAUCUUUACAAGUAUAGAUGGGAAUGGGUCGAUACUGAUUGGAAAUUAGACGAAGAGUUUAACAAAUCCAAGACUGAAAAUGGUUGGGUGUACUACGAUACUAAAUGGUCUGACGGUCGAUUCCGAGAUGGAUUUUCAAGGUAUACCCGGUCGAGAAAAUGGACUAGAAAAGCAGCUUUGUUAAUUGACAAACAAGGUACAGUUUAUGAUGAGUAG
Molecule: messenger RNA, 1274 nt
Organism: Spathaspora passalidarum NRRL Y-27907
Lineage: Eukaryota; Fungi; Ascomycota; Pichiomycetes; Serinales; Debaryomycetaceae
Exons: 1
Coding region: 54-1274 (406 amino acids)
Biological process (GO): peroxisome organization
Cellular component (GO): peroxisomal membrane
Source: RefSeq, a predicted model, not a curated record